GAUUACUGAAUACUGUCAUGUCCGUUGCUCUCUCUACAUGUGUUGCAUUUGUAGCACCCCCUUAUAUUCUGUGUGGACUGAUGAUAUGUGAAGACCGAACUAAUCUAGGCCUGUAGUCGGGAUUUAGUCGACUCGAUCACAGCGAAGCUAGCGUAUCCUAGUUAGUAAUAAGCACUACGAGUAAGAAGUAUGAUGCUGCACUAGUUCGGGGUCCGCCCUUUGCUAUUACCGUGGAAAACAAGCAAUUUGCUUUACAUCCAUGUUCAGCGAGGGCUAUACUUGCAUGGAGCGCGAACAUGCCGUGUCUCACCGGCCGGGGACCGAAGAUCGUAUUUUAUUGAUUUCUGAAAAAUAAGGUCCCACAUUUCUUGAACCAUAUGUAGUAGGACUGGAACAUUACGAUGUUUGCCGAGACAUUAUCAUGCGACGGUCGUUUAUGUCAGUAGGACCGGUUCUAUGUCCCAUCUGGGCAACGGAGCGUUGACAAUCAGCCACAAGAAGAUCGCCCAGCUCCGCCACCUCGCUCGGCUCCACGCCCAUCACCGGUGGUUCUACCUCCUCCCCGCCCUCUGCACAAGCCGCCACGCUGCGUCAGCCUCAUCUUCGGGCCCGCCCCAUGGCCCGGCCUCCCCGUCGUCUGCCUCCACCCGGGCGCCCACCGCCACAUCCUUCACCUGUUCAGUGGGAUCCGGAUCUGACGCCUCCUCCUACCUCACACUGAUGAAGUCCGCAAGCAGUCGUGUCGGGACGCAGGUCCACGCCCAUGCCGUGAAGCUGGGCCUUGAUCGAGAUGCCUACCUUCGGAAUGCCGUCAUGACCUCGUACGCCAAGGCCGGCCCCGUUGGGGAUGCACGGCGCAUAUUCGAUGAAAUGCCCGAGAAGAGGAUCCCUGCGGACUGGAACUCGAUGAUCUCCGGGUACUGGAAGUGGGGCUUCGGGGAGAGAGCGCGAGAGCUCUUCGACACAAUGCCGUGUAGAAAUGUCAUCACUUGGACGGCUAUGGUGGCUGGGUGUGCUAAAACGGGGGACUUGGAUAGUGCGAGAAAGUAUUUCGAUAAAAUGCCUCGCCGGAAUGUGGUCUCUUGGAACGCAAUGCUCUCAGGAUACGCUCAGAAUGGGCUCCAUGACGAGGCCCUGAAGCUGUUCGACGGGAUGGCGAGUUCGGGUUUUCAGCCUGAUGAUACCACCUUGGUUGCUGUCAUCUCGUCGUGUGCAGCUCGUGGGGAUGCUUCCCUUGCUGCCUCGCUCAUUGAGAGGCUUGGGUUCAACCAGGGAUGUCCAGGCUCGAACUUUUUCGUGAAAACAGCACUUCUUGAUAUGUAUGCGAAGUGCGGGAGCAUCGCAAAGGCUAGACAGAUCUUCGAUGAAUUGAGGGAUGGAAGGAGCACGGUCACAUGGAAUGCCAUGAUCUCGGCUUAUUGCAAGGAGGGCGAUUUGGUCUCAGCCAGGGAGCUCUUCGAUACAAUGCCAUUGCCAGAGAGAGAUGUGGUCUCUUGGAACACUAUGAUCAGUGGGUACGCUCAGAAUGGGCAAUCCGCCCUCGCGAUACAGCUCUUCCGACAAAUGACCGCUUCGAAUGUUGGAGUAUUCCUGAAACCCAAUGAGGUCACGAUCUCGAGUGUACUUUCAGCGUGUGGACACCUAGGGGCAAUGGAGUCUGGCAAUUGGGUCGUGAAUUUUGUGAACGACAAUCGGAUCGAACUAGGCAUUUCGGGCUACAACUCUCUAAUAUUCAUGUACUCAAGAUGCGGGAGGAUGGAUGAUGCUCGAAGAGUUUUCUACAAAGAAAUGGGAACAAAAGAUGUGGUAUCAUACAAUACUCUGAUCACUGGAUUAGCAGCUCAUGGGCAUGGCUGGGAGGCUCUGCAACUGUUAUCUGAGAUGAAAGCUCGAGGCUUCAAACCGAACCAUGUGACCUAUACGGGCAUCUUAACAGCAUGCAGCCACGCGGGAUUACUUAGAGAGGGACGUGAAGUCUUUGAAUCCAUUAGGGACCCCAUGGUCGAUCACUAUGCAUGUAUGGUGGACUUGCUCGGUCGAGUCGGUGAGCUCGAGAGGGCAGAGCUGUUGAUACAGAAGAUGCCAAUGGAGCCACACGCCGGGGUGUAUGGGUCGUUUCUCAAUGCAUGCCGUAUCCAGCGAAGGGUUGAUCUUGGGGAGACAGCUGCGAGGAAACUUUUUGAGCUCGAGCCAAACCACUCAGGGAACUACGUCUUGCUCUCAAACUUAUAUGCUUCAGUGGGGAGGUGGGGAGAUGUCCACCGGGUCAGGGAGCUGAUGAGAGAGAAGGGUGUGAAGAAGGCGACCGCUUGGAGCUGUGUGGAACACAAGGGGAGGAUCCACGAGUUCGUCAUGGGAGACAGGUAUCAUGAACGAUCGGACGAGAUCUAUGAAGUGCUGGGCAAGUUGGAAACAAGGAUGAGAAGGGCAGGGUACAUGGUCGAUGAGAGCUGUGCACUGAGAGACGUGGGCGAGGAGGAGAAGGAAGAGUCGGUGAGAGUUCACAGCGAGAGGUUAGCAAUUUGUUACGCCCUGCUGGUAAGCGAGGUCGGGACUGUGAUUCAGGUGGUGAAGAAUCUAAGAGUUUGUCCAGACUGUCAUGCGGCGAUCAAGCUGAUCUCUAAAUUAGAGAGGAGAAAGAUCAUUGUGAGGGACAACAACAGGUUUCACCAUUUUGUUGAAGGCAAAUGUUCUUGCAAUGAUCAUUGGUAGAUAGAGAGAACAUUAAACAUCUCGAUCUUUUUUCCCGAUUGAUCAUAAUCAGAGAAACAUUAUUAAAAGAACA
Messenger RNA from Punica granatum (pomegranate), 2785 nucleotides. NCBI's taxonomy places the organism in Eukaryota, Viridiplantae, Streptophyta, Magnoliopsida, Myrtales, Lythraceae. The record is from RefSeq and is a predicted model, not a curated record.